This is a messenger RNA of Carica papaya (papaya), 1193 nucleotides long. Its product is annotated as mannan endo-1,4-beta-mannosidase 5-like. NCBI's taxonomy places the organism in Eukaryota, Viridiplantae, Streptophyta, Magnoliopsida, Brassicales, Caricaceae. The record is from RefSeq and is a predicted model, not a curated record. Gene Ontology annotation, biological process: polysaccharide catabolic process. Gene Ontology annotation, molecular function: mannan endo-1,4-beta-mannosidase activity.
AUAUAUUAUCAUCUCUCUUGCGCAGAUCCCAUGAUUCCAAUCCCAAAUUUUGCUCAGAAUUUCACAUGGCCCGACCCGAAAGCAAACACAUUGCGUCUACCUAUAAAUACCCAGCAACCAACCCGACACAUUUCUUCCCUCAUCAAACAAAAUUCUCGAGGUUGAAGAAAAUGGCCGCCAUUGUCAUGAUAAUACCCAGAGUUUGUCUCCUUUUUCUCGCCUUUAUAGUUUCUCUGGAAGCUAAUUCCGCUGCUGCUGACGCUCCGCCAUGGGGAUUCGUUCAAACAAGAAGCACCGAGUUCUUGAUCAACGGUUCUCCUUUCCUCUUCAAUGGCUUCAACUCGUACUGGCUGAUGAAUGUCGCUUCGCAGCCCACUGAGAGGUUUAAAAUCACCGACGUCUUUGGCCAGGCUGCCGCCGUCGGCCUCAACGUCUGCCGGACAUGGGCCUUCAAUGACGGAGCCGACCACGCUCUGCAAAUCUCCCCCGGAGUUUACAGCGAACCCGUCUUUCAGGCCCUUGAUUUUGUGAUUGCUGAGGCUAGAAAAUUCGGGAUUAGGAUGAUAUUGACCUUGACUAACAACUACCGUGACUACGGAGGAAGACCACAGUAUGUGGCAUGGGCUAAAGCUGCCGGCGUGGCCGUUAACGGCGACGAUGAUUUUUACACUAACGCCGUCAUCAAAGGUUAUUACAAAAACCAUGUCGAGAAAGUGCUGACACGUGUCAAUACAGUAACUGGAGUUGCUUAUAAAGAUGACCCCACGAUCAUGGCAUGGGAGCUGAUGAACGAGCCACGUUGCCAAUCUGAUUGCUCUGGCAACACCAUCAACAGAUGGGUGCAAGAAACGGCGUCGUUCUUGAAAUCCACAGACAGCAAGCACUUGUUGAGCGUAGGCAUGGAAGGCUUCUAUGGCGAUUCUUUUCCGGACAGAAAGCAGUUUAAUCCUGGUUACCAAGUUGGCACAGAUUUUAUAAGAAAUCAUCUUAUCAAGGAGAUUGAUUUCACUACAAUCCACGCCUAUCCUGAUAUAUGGCUAUCGGGGCAAAACGAGGGAACACAAGCGUUGUUCAUGCAGAGGUGGAUGUCGAGUCACUGGACCGACUCGAGGACAGUACUAAGGAAGCCAAUGGUUUUGGCUGAGUUCGGGUUCUCAAGGAAAGACCCAGGAUACAGUGUGAGUGGAAGAGAC